ACUGUACCCGGGUUACACGUUUAUUUUGGUAGGUCCGCUGCUUCCAGACUGCGAUGAUAUCUUUACACUUAUUGUGUACACUACGCUGCGGUGCAAGGGGCUGGAUACACCGAGGCGUUCUUGGCACUGCCAUCAAAUUAACAGCCAGGGACUGUCGGAACGUGCGCUGCUACACGACCUCUCCCGACCAGAGCCUUGUCAAAACCAUGGAGGAACUGCUGAAGAGGACUGUGGCUCCCUUACCCACAUAUGAGACGAGAGAUAAGUCUCCGCCUAUCCCGGAGUCAAGCAGCGUGGAGUUUAUGCAUUUUUACAGAAGCUUAGAUAAGGAGCAAAAGCUUGAGUUCCUAGACAGACUGUCACGGGAUUUCGGUGUGGACCACAAAAGCGUUUCAGAGCUGGGAGCGAAAGUAGUCGAAACGCAGCUCCGGGACUUGCCGACAGUCCUUCAAGUGGAGGACAGACUACGCUACAGCCUGACCCCUCGUUACAGACAUCUAUUCGGUCAUAUUAGCAGGGUAGAAGGAGGAGUGAAGUUUUUGGUGGACCUACGCGCAGACUUGAUCGAAAUAAUUUCCUCCAAAGCCAGCGAAAGUCCUCUCUUAAGGGACCUCAAUGGGACCCUGAAAGGCCUGCUGUCAGAAUGGUUUUCUGUUGGUUUGCUUCAUCUGGAGAGGGUCACCUGGCUGUCCCCCUGCGAGCUCCUUCAAAAGAUCAGCCAGUACGAGGCGGUUCACCCCGUGAGGAACUGGACGGACAUUAAGCGCCGAGUGGGUCCGUACCGCCGCUGCUUUGCCUUCACCCACGCCGCCAUGCCUGGAGAGCCGCUGAUCGUCCUGCACGUGGCCCUGACCGAGGACAUCUCCAGCAACAUCCAGACCAUCCUGCGGGAGUUUGCAACUCUGGACACUGAGGAGGACGUAAACAAGAUCAAUUCUGCCAUUUUCUACUCCCUCUCGUCCACCCAGGCUGGGUUGCAGGCUGUGGAUCUGGGGACCUACCUUGUCAAGAGGGUGGUGCGCAAGCUGCAGGGUGAGUUUCCCCACAUCUCCCAGUUCUCCAGCCUGUCGCCCAUCCCCGGGUUCUGCGCCUGGCUGCAGGGCCAGCUGAGCUCUCAGCUUAAGGAGGGCCGAGGGGCGGGGCUGCUGACGGAGCAGGAGUGGCGGGAGGUGGCGGAGGUCACGGGGUCGGAGGUCGGGGCCGCGGACUCCCUGCGGAAGCUGCUGGGCAGUGGCGACUGGGUGCGGUCGGACGGUCUGGCGCGGGCCCUGGAGCCGGCCCUCAUGCGCCUGUGCGCCUGGUACCUGUACGGAGAGAAGAGGCGCGGCUACGCCCUCAACCCUGUCGCCAAUUUCCACCUGCAGAACGGCGCCACCAUGUGGAGGCUCAACUGGAUGGCGGACACCAGCCCGCGCGGCAUCGGCAGCUCCUGCGGCAUCAUGGUCAACUACCGCUACUUCCUGCAGGAGACGGCCGGCAACAGCGCCUCCUACCUGCAGAACAAGGCCAUCGCAGCAUCCGACCAGGUGCUCGGUUUGGUAUCACAGUACCAGAAAAACAGUAAACUGUGACACUGUUCCCUGGUGUUCAAGGGCACCUUUGUGUUCAAUGGCUUUACAGCUGAAAACCUGUAGAGUUAGGCUCUGUCCUGCUCCAGAGAGGAGUUACUUUAGUCAAAUCCAAGAGUUGCAUUUAUCUUGAGUGAUUUCUCUUGUACGUGCACUACAAAAAAUAAAAUGGAAACUAACAAAAAUAUUUUGAAUAGGGCAAUAAAUCACAUCUUUUUCUGA
Molecule: messenger RNA, 1790 nt
Organism: Conger conger (European conger)
Lineage: Eukaryota; Metazoa; Chordata; Actinopteri; Anguilliformes; Congridae
Gene: mlycd
Product: malonyl-CoA decarboxylase
Exons: 5
Coding region: 54-1571 (505 amino acids)
Biological process (GO): acetyl-CoA biosynthetic process; positive regulation of fatty acid oxidation; malonyl-CoA catabolic process
Cellular component (GO): mitochondrial matrix; peroxisomal matrix
Molecular function (GO): malonyl-CoA decarboxylase activity
Source: RefSeq, a predicted model, not a curated record